Molecule: messenger RNA, 914 nt
Organism: Drosophila yakuba
Lineage: Eukaryota; Metazoa; Arthropoda; Insecta; Diptera; Drosophilidae
Exons: 2
Coding region: 155-661 (168 amino acids)
Source: RefSeq, a predicted model, not a curated record
UAUAUUCCUACAUUUCAAAUUAAAUGAACCAAUCAGUAAAGUAAUUAAGUUGUGAAAAUAUAUAUUCUAUUAAAUUAUAGAUAAUUAAUAUUUAAAGUACCGCUUAGCAAGAGCCGCCGGACAAAAGCGGAUUGCCUAAACCGCCAAUGGUCAGAUGCCAACACGCUUUAGAGGCGUAUUCAUAAUGAAAUCUCACGACCUGCUCCUUGGAUUCCUGGUCAUCGUCUUUGGGAUCCUAAGUCAGGAGAAUGCCGACGCAGCUGGACUUUUGUCCUCGUCGGCACAGAGCCAAGGAUGCCAAUGCUCCCUGACGAUGUCCUGCAGCUGUUGCCAGAGUGUAUCGGUUGAUCUUGUGAAUCAAAACAGUACUGUGUGCCUCACUUUGGGCAUCGGCUUGACCAGUGGAACCAUCAAUUUGGGGGCCACAAUGGAUGGAAAUGCGGUCGCCGCGUUUGCCAUCAGCACCACCAAGCCGCCCACAUACUGCAUCCCAGUGAUCUCGAUGGUUUCCGUGGACAUGUGCAUCAAAGUUAACAUCAAGAUGGCCGGCGUGGCGGUCAAGGCUUGCCCCACCUUCUAUACCGACUAUGCCACGAACCAGGUUGUGGGCUACGACUUUCCCUGCAUCCAAGUGGGCAUGAAUGGAGUUAGCCUGGUCUAGUAUCUAGAAAACCGAAUCCAUAUGCGACACUAAAAACACAGUGCUUCUUUCAAGUUUUUUUAUUCUUUAUGCUCUUCGUUAGGUUUAUAAAAUGUUCAGCAGCUAGCCAGGAAAAUCGCUAUAUACAAAUGUUACUGGUCAAAUGCACAGGAUCCGCAGAGCGAUCCAGGAUACACAGCAUUCGAUAGCUAAGCUUAACGAGUAAGGCUAUUAAACAAAAACAAAUGUUAUCGGUGAAACCCAUCAGCCCAAA